AAUCAAUCAAGCUGCUGGGGAGGUGGCUGAACAAAACCCUUAUCUCAAUUUCCCCCGAAUAUGCCAUUUUUGAGGAUUGUGAGACUUCUGCUGCCUGGGAUUAGGAUCUUGAUUAGAAGCUCGUUACUUUGGUUGCUGUAGAUGCAUAUCCGUGAAUAUAUUCCUUCUUGGAUCUACCAGUUAUUUGGUUGCAUGGGAGGUUGUUUUGGGAGCUGCAAUAAACCACCACCGCUUAUAGUUGCAGUGGAUGAGCCGUCUAAAGGUUUAAGGAUACAAGGUCGUUUAGUGAAGAAGCCAAGCGUAUCAGACGAUUUCUGGAGCACGAGCACCUGCGAGAUGGAUAACAGCACAAUGCAGUCACAAAGAAGCGUGUCUUCUAUUAGCUUCACUAACAACACUGCAAGUAGUAGCAACCCCAAUGAAUUUGUUAAUACUGGAUUGAACCUCUGGAACCAGACUAGACAACAGUGGCUUGCAAAUGGAUCUUCUCAAACAAAGGCCAAAGUUCGAGAACCUACAAUAAGCUGGAAUGCAACAUACGAGAGCUUGUUGGGUAUGAACAAGCGGUUCUCACGCCCAAUACCUCUCUCUGUAAGCAUCUUUCUCCUUAUCCCAGAUUUAUUUACAUGUGAGUUUAGGGUUUGUUGAUCUGUAAUCAGUGGCGGAACCAGAAAUAAUUUUUACCGGGGUGAUAAUAUACAAAUUUGAUAUUAAAAAUUGAUAAUAUAUGAUACUAUAACAAAAAAUAUUUUGUUUGAUGGGGGCAUAUGAAAACAUAAACAUAAAAUUAGUGGGGUCAAAUGCCAAAAUGUUAAAGUAAUUUUAGAAAAAUCUACACUAAAUUUUUUUUUCCCAAAAUUUAUUGGAGUCAUGUGACCCCACAACCUCUUCUUUGCCUCCACCCCUGUCUGUAAUGAUUAUUGAUUUGUUGCAGGAAAUGGUGGACUUUCUGGUGGAUGUGUGGGAGCAAGAGGGCUUGUAUGAUUGAUUUGCUGAAACUCUUUCAAACUUACUUUCAUCAUUUCUUUUCUCUUAUCAUGUGUGUAAUAUCUGAAUUAUGGGAUCUUUAGUCUUAUUCUGUAAGUAUAAACGAUAAGGGGGUGUGAACUGAUUUUGAAGAAAAUCGUACCAAAAUCAAUUAUUGCCCAGAAAGUAAAAUUAUGUUUCAAGUUGUACAUUUCUUCUGACCAUUAUC
This is a messenger RNA of Eruca vesicaria subsp. sativa (arugula), 1195 nucleotides long. NCBI's taxonomy places the organism in Eukaryota, Viridiplantae, Streptophyta, Magnoliopsida, Brassicales, Brassicaceae. The record is from the annotation of a GenBank genome assembly.